Molecule: messenger RNA, 1020 nt
Organism: Didymosphaeria variabile
Lineage: Eukaryota; Fungi; Ascomycota; Dothideomycetes; Pleosporales; Didymosphaeriaceae
Exons: 2
Coding region: 1-1020 (339 amino acids)
Source: RefSeq, a predicted model, not a curated record
AUGCGACAAACUUCCGACCGACAACUUGACACACGAGAGAGUCGGUCGCACAGAAAGUCGCCCUCUGGCGGGCGUCACCAGAAGCAUCACCAUCAUUCCCGACAUCCACGCUCGCAAUCUCCACAACGCGAUGACGACCACCGCAAGCGACACCGCUCGCGCUCGCCUCCACCUCGCCCGUUGACGCUACCGUAUCACGCGCAAGAACUAUCGAAACGGAAUUUAGAAGAAUACAAGCCACUAUUUCAGUCGUACCUGGACAUACAGAAACAGAUCAAUCUCGAUGACCUAGACGAACGUGAAGCGAGAGGCCGCUGGAAGAGCUUUGUAGGGCGGUGGAACCGUGGGGAACUCUCGCGUAGCUGGUACGAUCCAUCGAUGCUGAAAUCAGCACAAGAGACUGCGCAUACUUUACAGUCAACAGGAGGCAAGCGCCGCGCAUCACCCGAGUACUCUUCAAGAGCUCCACAGGCUCAUAGCGACGACGACGACGAUGACUUUGGUCCGGCGCCACCGCCGGGCGGUCGCUCGCGACACACAGGCCAUGGGCCAACAGUACCUGGAUUCGAUGAUCUAGGCCUAAGAAAUGAGCUACGAGAUGAGGAUCGCGUGCGUGAUCAAGCAAACUACGUUGACGACAUUCGUUACGAACGCAAGCUGGACCGCAAAACGCAGAAGGAACGGCUGGAUGAGCUGGUGCCUCGCGCAGACCCAGGAUCAAGAGAACGGCAGCUGGAGAAGAAACGCGAGACUACUAGUACCCUAACAGAAUUCCGCGAUGCCAAAGAAAGCGGCGAUGUAGAGGUCAGGGACGCUGAUCUGAUGGGCGAUGACGGCGUAGACGUGUACAAGAAGCAGAAAAAGGAGGUAGAGCGUCAGAAGAACGAACGUGAGAUCCGGAAAGAGGAGAUCAUGCGCGCGAGGGCUGCUGAGCGAGAGGAGCGGCUUGCAGAUCGUAGGGCGAAAGAAGCACAAACGAUGGACUUUCUGAAGCAGAUUGCGAAAGAGAGAUUCGGUUAA